UCGCCUCAGACUCGUAGUUCGCCUUCGACAUGCCGGAGCCAGCAAAGUCUGCUCCCGCGCCCAAGAAGGGCUCAAAGAAAGCUGUGACUAAGGCGCAGAAGAAGGACGGCAAGAAGCGCAAGCGCAGCCGCAAGAAGAGCUACUCCGUAUACGUGUACAAGGUGCUGAAGCAGGUCCACCCCGACACUGGCAUCUCCCCUAAGGCCAUGGGAAUCACGAACUCCGUCAACGACAUCUUCCAGCGCAUCGCGGGUGAGGCUUCCCGCCUGGCGCAUUACAACAAGCGCUCGACCAUCACCUCCAGGGAGAUCCAGACGGCCGUGCGCCUGCUGCUGCCCGGGGAGUUGGCCAAACACACUGUGUCCGAGGGCACCAAGGCCGUCACCAAGUACACCAGCGCUAAGUAAACUUGCCAAG
This is a messenger RNA of Nomascus leucogenys (northern white-cheeked gibbon), 417 nucleotides long. Its product is annotated as histone H2B type 1-K-like. Gene Ontology annotation, cellular component: nucleosome. Gene Ontology annotation, molecular function: DNA binding; structural constituent of chromatin; protein heterodimerization activity. NCBI's taxonomy places the organism in Eukaryota, Metazoa, Chordata, Mammalia, Primates, Hylobatidae. The record is from RefSeq and is a predicted model, not a curated record.